GCAUCAGGAACCUUAUAAAUACGGCUGAGAAAGCUGUAGACACUGAUACCUAUGGACAGUGGGGACGAGCGCUGGACGGCCUGCUCCUGACAACAUAGGCAGACUCAGCUUUGCAUACGUAGUAGACAAUUGGCCUGGUCCCUCCUAGACUUCCUGCUAGUGGAGCCGGGAACCCACUUUCCCCCAAGAUGGCCGACAACUUCUCCUGCUACGACCCGUCCAUCGUUGGCUACCGCUACAUGUCUGUGAGUUGGGGCAUAGUGGUGACGAUCGUAGGCACAGUUGGCAAUGUGCUGACCCUGCUGGCCUACAUGGCAGACAGCAAACUGCAGACACGCCUCAACCUGCUCAUCGUCAACUUGACCCUGGCCGACCUGUUGUACUGCACUUUCCUUCAACCCUUCUCCGUGGACACCUAUCUGCACCUGUACUGGCGGGCAGGGGCUGACUUCUGCCGUGUCUUUGGGAUGUUGCUCUUCGUCUCAAACUCUGUCUCCAUCCUGACGCUCUGCCUCAUUGCCGUCAGCCGCUACCUGCUCAUUGCCAACACCGCCCUCUUUGACCGCAUCUUUUCCCGCCUCGGCGUGGUGCUCAUUGCCCUGGCCACUUGGGUUCUUGGCAUUGCUAGCUUUGCCCCCCUGUGGAAUGUCUACGUGCUGGUGCCCAAAGUCUGCACCUGCAGCUUCCACCGCCUCCGCGGCAGGCCCUACACCACCAUCCUCAUGGCCUUCUACUUUGUGGUUGGCCUCAGCUGCGUUGGCAUCUUCUACUUCCUCAUCCACCGCAAAGUGAAGAGUGCUGCUCAAAAUAUGGAACAAUACAAGCUGAAGAAAGCCAGCCUGAAGGGAGCCCACGUGGCUGGAACCAAUUCGGCCGUGCCAGGACGGUACCAGGAGCUGGACAGUGGGGUGGACAGUGCAGGUGCUUCCCAGCAUUCCUGUGAGGCUUUGCCCUCUGAGUCCAUCUCCAACACCCCUGUUCCUUCAAUGUCUGAGAGCAGCGGAACCACUUCAGGGCCUCAGCCUUCAGCCCCACCUAAGAAAGCUGCCUCCUGCCAGCCCAAGGACAGCAACACGGAAUUCCGCAGAGUGACCCGCAUGUGCUUCGUGGUCUUCAUCUUCUUCGUCAUCUGCUACAUCCCCUUCAUGCUGCUCAACAUCUUGGAUGCCAAAAACCGGGCUCCAACUGUCCUGCACGUAAUUGCUGCCAAUCUCACAUGGCUCAACAGCUGCAUCAACCCAUUGCUUUAUGCUGUAAUGAACCGCCAGUUCCGUGAGGCCUACAAGAACGUACUGUACAACUUCACACAGAAUUUCCGUCGGUGCCGCUAACUGUGAGCAGGGCACUCCCAGUCUCUGUGGGUGUGUCCACCUCUGAGCCUGGUUUGUCCUAGGAGCUGGAGUGCCACCAGAAAGCUACAUUGCACUGGAAUCGCAGUCCUGGACUAGGCCAUCAGACUCUUGUUGAAGCUGGGGAAAUCUGCCUUUCGGAUUCAUCACCAAAAUGAAUUGGAUUCAUAACCAAAAAGAAGAACUGUUUGGCCUUGCCAAGCUCCAGAGAUGAGAGGACAUGUUGCUCUUUUACAAAGCUCUUUAUAGACAGUAAUCCACUGGGCUCUCAGAGCGAAGAUGAGGAUUUGUCUUAUUUAUUUAUUAUUUCUCUGUGUAAAACCGCCCUGAGCCAUUUUUGGAAGGGCGGCAUAGAAAUCAAUCAAAUAAAUAAAUAAAUAAUCAUAAUCAUAAUCAUAA
Hemicordylus capensis (graceful crag lizard) is the source of this 1748-nucleotide messenger RNA. It is a transcript of the gene GPR84, whose product is annotated as G protein-coupled receptor 84. The record is from RefSeq and is a predicted model, not a curated record. The coding region runs from base 189 to 1331 and encodes 380 amino acids. Gene Ontology annotation, biological process: neuropeptide signaling pathway. The transcript has 2 exons. Gene Ontology annotation, cellular component: membrane. NCBI's taxonomy places the organism in Eukaryota, Metazoa, Chordata, Lepidosauria, Squamata, Cordylidae. Gene Ontology annotation, molecular function: urotensin II receptor activity.